This is a messenger RNA of Pyricularia grisea, 216 nucleotides long. RefSeq lists its product as uncharacterized. The annotation marks the transcript as partial. Lineage: Eukaryota; Fungi; Ascomycota; Sordariomycetes; Magnaporthales; Pyriculariaceae. The transcript is spliced from 2 exons. The record is from RefSeq and is a predicted model, not a curated record.
UUUAGCAAAAAAAAAAAAAAAAACAAACACAAGAUAGUUUGGUCAUCAUUUUACUUGACCAGUGCCUCAAUAUCUAAACGAGAUUCAACUGUCUCGAAUCAAUCUCGCCUGAUCAGACUAUUGGUAAAACUCUUGGCAGUGCAGUGAAAAAAGAUCCGCAGUAAAAACAAAAAACAAAAAAAAGAUCCGGACCAGCAGGACAAGCAAAAGUUUACU